AUGACAGUCGAGGACGAUAACCAUUGCGGUUCUUAUUGUUUGCUUAGUGCUGGACAAAAAAAGAUUUGUCGGCGAGACCAAAUAAGGAACACUUCCGGCCAGCAGAACAAGGAUCACAGAUUCGAUUCGACAAUUCGAUAUUCAAGAACACGAGAGGCAGCUCCUCUGAGGAUAAAUAGUGGCAUGAAAGUAUGA
Molecule: messenger RNA, 195 nt
Organism: Brugia malayi
Lineage: Eukaryota; Metazoa; Nematoda; Chromadorea; Rhabditida; Onchocercidae
Exons: 4
Coding region: 1-195 (64 amino acids)
Source: RefSeq, a predicted model, not a curated record